AGAAAUUGGGCCAGAGACUUGAGAGCGUGGUUAAGCUGGACGAUUGAAGAAUGCGCCCUAACGACAGACAAUUUGACGUGCAGGGAGACCCUUUUGCACAUGCUCAAAAUCUCCCCGGUCGAAAUUUGGGGCGCCGUAACAUGGAUCGUUCGCGGGGACCAUGUAACCCUGCAUGCUGAAUUGGGACUUGAUCCGCUGACAGUCCAUUCAUUGGGAUUUUCCACAAAUAAAAGCGAGUACACAUAGAUGUCUAUGGUUUCUACUUCACGCUUCGACGCACGGCGCACCUUUCCCAGAACAUACACCUGGAGUCGCACAGUCAUGCCUUAAUUACAGGAACCCACCUGCUCCCAAAUGGAGAAACAAAACCGCACAUUCUAAAGGUCGGACAGCUAUGGCAAGCAAAGACAGUGGCUUGCCUCAUCCCCUUCCAGAGCAACAAUUUCUUAGAUCGCUGGAGCCCACUGCUUCCGCUUCUGAAGACGUGGGAGUAGCCGACCCAGUUAUUACCAGCUGCGAGUUGAUUGCGUCUUACAACUGGCUGGACAAUGCUUCGCGGACCAUUGUGGUGCCCGGAGCACCGCCAAAAUGGCUGCCACCGGCCACUCUCCAACGAUUGAGGGAAGAUAGUGGCCAGUACUACCGCGACCCCAACGCCGCUCGAUAUCCACGAUGGCCUCUCGCACCGGCGGUGCAAAGCAUCUACGCCCUAGAUCUAAACUUUCCCAGUCGCGAGAUCGAUAUCUUUUGCUGUGCCAGUAUCUGGGGAAGCCUGCUUGCCUCAGUUCGCGGUGAAGAUAGGACGUUCCGAUUUGGGAUGCACCGGAUUGCAAACACCGUCUUCCUGGUCCGCAAGCCGAAUCAUCCACAAGAGCUUAUCGAGAACGUGCGCGGAUAUGGACAUACUUUUCCCGAAGCUUACACCGUGUGGCCAGCAAUCGUCAAGGGUUCUGCCUCUCACCAGCGCAUCAUCAGAUACCAGUUUGGGGAACUUCAUUGCCUCCUUCGAUUCGAGGGCGACGGCUACUUGGAAGAUCAAGUGCCAGAAGAUGUCAAGAGGUUGCUGAAUAACAAGCCAACGGGUUCAGGUGCAAGCGUAGACGACCAGUUGGGGCGAAUGAACAUGGCGGAAAGGAAGGGUACAGAGCACCUGGAUGACGAUCUCGUAGUGCGUCUGGCUGGAACACCCGUGCCGCAAAGGGCCAUCUUCGACUUGAAGACACGAUCAUCUGGGAGUGCGCAUACUGUGGAGUCCGAGAAUUUCCUGAGUCGCCUAUGGACGAACCAGACUCCCAACUUCAUUCUAGCUCGUCAUCGACGGGGCGUGUUCCACGACAUCGACAUCGACAUCGUGGACGCCCAAGACCGCGUCCAGAGGUGGGAAAGGGAUAAUUGCCAAUCGAUGAGGCUCCUUCACACGCUUCUCAAGACACUCGUGUCCAUAUCGCCAGAGGAAAAAUGGUCGCGGCUGGAAAUUCGGCGAACAGGGCACGGAAACAUGGAACUAUGGUCCGAAACUAACGAGUGGGCUGCCUUGCCGCAAGAGAUGCAGAAAAUGUGGGCCAGAGCGAGAUGAGAAAAGAAGGGACCACAUGUAAAGCUACAGUACAGCACCUCAUCUUUUGCAACGACAAUUUGGGGGUCUGGGUUGUACAGUAGUCCACAGACAAGAACUUUUCGGAAGUGAAAACCUCGCGCCGCAGUUGGCUCCCCA
Cladophialophora immunda is the source of this 1714-nucleotide messenger RNA. RefSeq lists its product as uncharacterized. NCBI's taxonomy places the organism in Eukaryota, Fungi, Ascomycota, Eurotiomycetes, Chaetothyriales, Herpotrichiellaceae. The transcript is spliced from 2 exons. The record is from RefSeq and is a predicted model, not a curated record. The coding region runs from base 395 to 1576 and encodes 393 amino acids.